Molecule: messenger RNA, 801 nt
Organism: Diabrotica balteata
Lineage: Eukaryota; Metazoa; Arthropoda; Insecta; Coleoptera; Chrysomelidae
Source: the annotation of a GenBank genome assembly
AUGAACAAAAACGGCCCAAAGGGCUCACAUUUCGACAUAUACCCCACUAAAUUCCUCAUACACGGGUACGGCCAAAAUGGUCAAAGUUAUUGGGUACUAACGGCAAGAAAUGCUUACUUAAAUAAAAUAGAACCUCACAAUGUUGUUAUUGUAGAUUGGGCAAAAGGUGCUACCAACUACGAGACAGCCGCGGCUAAUACAAAAAAACUAGGAGAACUGAUUGGACAGUAUAUUAUCGAUAACGAAAUUGAGCUAGAGGAUUUGCAGCUUAUUGGAUUUGGUGUAGGCGCCCAUGCAGCUGGACAGGCAGGAAAAUAUGUUGCUAACGUUACUGGUCAGUAUGUAGGUAGAGUAACUGGUCUUGAUGUAGCUAGUCCUAAAUUUGAAUUGGAUUCUGUACCACCAGAAAGCAAAUUUCAAAAAACUGAUGCUAUUUUCGUAGAUGCUAUUCACACAAACGUACAAAAGUGGGGAUAUAAGGUUCCGAUUGGGCACGUAGAUUGGUACGUAAACGGUGGAGAUGUUCAACCAGGAUGUCCAACCUUAGAUGUUCCGGAUACGGAUGUGUGCAGUCACUUACGCGUCAACGACUUAUAUGUUGAAUCAAUCAAUUACCAGGCACCUUCCUAUGAAUGUACGGUAACAUUUGAAAAUGGACAAUCUGUAGUGACCAAAGUUCCGUUUGGAAGACAAGUGGUAUUUGGUCAAAAAGUCAAUGAAUAUGAAAGAGGAAAUUAUACAAUAAAUACCAAUAGCGUUCCUAAGUAUUUGCCACGUUUUAAAUUUAUAGGACUCAAAUAA